CCGCCGAUGAUGUCAGACGGUAAUCGGAAUCGUUCGAUCUGGCGUCCUGCGGAUGGAGAUGGGGACCCGAGUCGUGAGACGUUCAAUAGAUCCUUCGGUACCAAAUGGGGCCACCCAACCUGGAAACUUUUCACUGGCGAUGCAGCAGACGAAAUCGAGCCGGGCAUGAAUGAACCACCUCGCUACGUGUAUCUUGACGACAAGGCGGCCUACACGAUUCUCAACCAUAAAGCGUACACUGCACGCGAGCGAUACCAAUACUGGAGCUUCGACUUCAAUCGUCAGGGCAUGAUUCGAACUAAUAGACCUAAUCGUGGUCGGCCCGUGUACCAAGACAAGAAUCAACUUUCUCUUGCCAGCGCUCCUCAUCUGGGCAGGCCUAGCAGCUACCUCUUCUCUGGUGGGCUGUCUGCGACUUAUCUUUCUGCCCGCUCCAAUAUGGCUCGAACC
Mytilinidion resinicola is the source of this 450-nucleotide messenger RNA. RefSeq lists its product as uncharacterized. NCBI's taxonomy places the organism in Eukaryota, Fungi, Ascomycota, Dothideomycetes, Mytilinidiales, Mytilinidiaceae. The annotation marks the transcript as partial. The record is from RefSeq and is a predicted model, not a curated record. The transcript has a single exon.